GAUCCACAAUCGAAACUUUUACAAACCUCAAAACUCUCAGAACUUGAAAUUUCAGUCUCCGUCUAUUGCGGUUAAAUCGAUUGAUAUACCUGUUCUUCAAACGAAAAAAAUAAAUGUAAGAACUUGUUCAUGCUGCAUACCACAGCAUUUAUUCGUGGCUGAAAUCAUCAUUUGAAAUCAUUGACUGACAACAUUUGCGCAUAGCAUUCAAAAUGAAGUACCUCGCAGCUUACCUCCUCCUCACCAUCGGUGGAAAGGCCUCUCCUUCCGCUAAGGACGUCACCACCGUUCUCGAGUCCGUCGGAAUCGAGAUCGACCAAGAGCGUCUCGACACCCUCAUCAAGGAGCUUGACGGAAAGGACAUCAACGAGGUUGGCACAAUCAAGAAUAUGCACACAUGUAACGGUAGCUGACAUAGAAACUAGUUGAUUGCUGAGGGUUCAUCCAAGUUGGCAUCCGUUCCAUCUGGUGGUGCCGGUGGUGCUGCCCCAGCUGCUGGUGGUGCUGCCGCUUCCGGUGGUGCUGCUGCUGAGGAGAAGGCCGAGGAGAAGGCUGAGGGUAUGUUCUAUCCUAUCACAUAAUCUGCAUACCUACUAACGCCAUAAAUAGAGAAGGAAGAGUCCGACGAGGACAUGGGUUUCGGUCUUUUCGAUUAAGCAAUCAACUGGCAUAUCCACGAACUCGAUGCUCUCGACCCGCCGGAAUAUCAUUUCGACACUUCUGGGGGAAUUCGUGCAGGCUUGGCCUGUUAUCUGUAUGCAAUAUGGGUAGAGGGAUUGAUUUUCACCAAUAUCCCCAUGACAAAAAUUUAUUCAUGCAAACUAGAGCAAUAAAGACGUGAUUCUUCAAUUAUUAUCAUCUUUCAACAGAUGGGUAUCCAUGAAAAUAUAUAAGUGCAAUUGAAAUGACUG
Molecule: messenger RNA, 911 nt
Organism: Sclerotinia trifoliorum
Lineage: Eukaryota; Fungi; Ascomycota; Leotiomycetes; Helotiales; Sclerotiniaceae
Source: the annotation of a GenBank genome assembly